AAACAAAAACAAAAACCCACCCCUGACAUUUUUAUCGAUCGUUAUAUUUAAUGUUAUGGAGCGAAGACGUUAUCACUCCUGUUAAAGCGGCUAUAAGCAACCAGGAAAUGUAAACUCUUCUGUCCGGGGUUGGGGGUGAAAGAGUUGACACUGGUGUUAAAUCAACAUCUGCUUACAGAAAACGCCAGCGUGUCACCGACUGCAUACGUUUUUGAUGACGAUGGCGUAUUAGAACGAACGUAUUAAUAAACAUGAAUAUAAACCCUGUAAUUUAAUGCCGCACUACUGUCGGAUCUGCUCUUAUAGAAAACGAAUCAACACCAUUUGACCAAUCAGAUACAAGAAUUAAACAGCGAUGAGAGACAGAGUGAGAAUCCUGGAGCUUUGUACCAGUACUGAUUCAGGGUGUAGAGGGCAUGACUGACUGGACUCUGGAAGCUCUGCGCUGAUCCUGAGGAAAACAGGAAUAGAUUAUACAUGGGGAAAUGUUGAUGUGUGUGUACACGAGGCUUACGGCAUGAGCUGGAAGUCUCUGGGGGGGUGUGUGUGUGUGUGUGUGUCGACAGGCGCUCAGGAUUAGAGGCUGUUGCGAAAAAUGAUUUCGUUGGCCUCUUAAAAUAGAGAGAGAUGGAGACGCUGAAGAAAACAAAAAGCCCUGCCGCUACAUAGCGGCGGCUCAGAGUGCGACCGGACCUGAGACGCAAACAACACCCACACAUGCAGACACGCACACACUCACAGACGUGUUCAUACAUAUACAUACACACGUACAUGCAUACGGAGCUGAAGCAGGAGCUGAUAUGGCUGUGACAGAAGCUAAUGAAAUGCCCCGGCAAUUCCCCAAGGUCACGCUGAGCGACGUGGACGAGGAGGUGCGCCUGAUGGCCGAGAAGGUGUACGCCUCUGCGCUGAAGGAGGAAGAGAAUAAAGAAGCCAUCUCCUUGUACACCGUGCCCGAAGACUGUCCCAUCGGCCUACAGCAGGCCAAGGAAAGGGAGCUCCUCCGGGAGCUGGCCGAACAGCACUCUGAGGAGAUGGCCAAGAGGAAGAAGAGUUUGAAGAUGAUUCGAUCUCAGUCCAUGCAAAUCCCGGUUUGUGUGGAUUGGGCAAGAGCUACACCCACUCCGCUCGUGUCCCCACUCUUCAGCUGUCCCUCCAUCCCGGACAGCUUCCCCGAGUACCAGAGAGUCACCAUCAGUGGGGAUUACUGUGCCGGGAUCACCGUCGAGGACUAUGAGCAAGCAGCUAAAAGUCUUCUGAAGGCGUUAUUCAUCCGGGAGAAAUACUCGAAGCUGGCGUACCACCGUUACCCCCAGACCACCGCCAGGUUCUUGCGCAGUGCUGAGAACCUGAAGUGGAGAGAGGAAGACGAUGUCCUGCCAGACAUCUGCCCAUGCCCUCAGGAAGGAGAGGACCCCUACAGCAUGGAGAACAUACCGGAGAACCUGGGCUAUGAGCUGAAAAUGAGGGAUGGGAUUAUCUAUGUCUACGAGGAUAAGACGGCUCUCGAGGAGAACAGACCCCACUGUCUGCCGUACCCUGAUCUUGAGACGUUCGCCAUCGACAUGAGCCACGUUCUGGCCAUGAUCGUAGACGGACCCACAAAGACGUACUGCCACAGACGACUGAACUUCCUGAGCUCGAAGUUCUACCUGCACGAGAUGCUCAACGAAAUGGCCGAGCUUAAAGAACUCAAAGGGGUCCCACAUCGAGAUUUCUAUAACGUCAGGAAGGUAGACACUCACAUCCACGCCGCAGCCUGUAUGAACCAGAAACAUCUGCUUAACUUCAUCCAGAGCACCUAUAAGACAGACGCAGACCGCGUAGUGCUGGAGAAGGCCGGAAAGAAACUGACCCUCAAAGAGGUCUUCAACAACCUCAACAUGGACCCUUACGACCUCACUGUGGACUCGCUGGACGUCCAUGCUGGCAGGCAGACGUUUCACCGCUUUGACAAGUUCAACUCCAAAUAUAAUCCGGUGGGAGCGAGCGAGUUACGAGAAAUCUACCUGAAAACUGACAACUACAUCAUGGGAGAGUACUUUGCCCGUUUGAUAAAGGAAGUCGCUCACAAUCUGGAGGAGAGUAAAUACCAGCAUGCCGAGCCCCGCCUCUCUAUCUACGGACGCUCCCCGGAUGAGUGGGACAGCCUUUCCCAUUGGUUUAUUCAACAUAAAGUCCACUCCCCCAACAUGCGCUGGAUCAUUCAGGUGCCCAGAAUAUAUGAUAUUUUUAUGUCACGGAAGCUGAUUCCCAACUUUGCCAAGAUGCUGGAGAACAUCUUCCUCCCCUUGUUUGAGGCGACGGUGAAUCCUCAGAAGCACAAAGAGCUGCAUGUGUUCCUCAAAUAUAUGACCGGCUUUGACAGCGUGGACGACGAGUCCAAGCACAGCGAUCACAUGUUCUCUUACAAGAGCCCCAAACCCGAGCAAUGGACCAGCGACGAGAACCCGCCUUACAGCUACUACCUCUUCCACAUGUACGCCAACAUCAUGGUGCUCAACAACCUGCGCAAGGAGAGAGGUCUGAGUACCUUCCAGUUCCGUCCACACUGCGGUGAGGCUGGCUCCAUCACUCAUCUGGUUUCAGCUUUUCUUACUGCGGAUAACAUUUCUCACGGCCUCAACCUCAAGAAGAGCCCCGUCCUUCAGUACCUGUAUUACCUGGCCCAGGUACCCAUCGCCAUGUCCCCUCUCAGUAACAACAGUCUGUUCCUGGAGUACUCGAAGAACCCGCUGCGAGAGUUCCUGCACAAGGGUCUGUGUGUGUCUCUGUCCACGGACGACCCCAUGCAGUUCCACUACACCAAGGAAGCCCUAAUGGAGGAGUACGCUAUUGCGGCCCAGCUGUGGAAGCUGAGCACGUGCGAUUUAUGCGAAAUCGCCAGAAACAGCGUGCUGCAGGCCGGCUUGUCUCAUCAGGAGAAAAAGUACUUCCUCGGCGCCAACUACUUAAAGGACGGUCCCGAAGGCAACGACAUCCGGCGCACCAACGUGGCGCAGAUCCGCAUGGCCUACAGACACGAGACGCUGUGUAACGAGCUCAGCUUCCUGGUGGACGCGAUGAAAUCCGAGGCCCUGGGCUCGCAGAUGUAGUCACAACAACACACCCGCUGCCAUAAGACUGUAGCCAUAUAUACACACUUGCAUGUUGCCUUGUACACAAGACCGCACAUAUCAGGUAUUACUUAACUGCUGCUGCUUGUGUUAGUGGGGAGGGAAAAAAACGAAACGAAACGAAACAGAACAACCUGCCUCACUGUAAUCCAUAUUGUAUGUCUUCCAUGUGAGUCCAGGUCUGCAUGCGUGUUCACUGUGGCCUCCGGUUUUGCACUGAGCACUACAUCCUCAGAGAUGAAGCGCAUCAGGGAUUGAUGAGAGGCACAGUAGAAAGCCAAUACAACAGCGCCCCCUAGUGGAGGCGAUCAUACUUUUAUCAACAGGAGCGACUUGAAACAUGGAAAACUAUAGAUUAGCUAUUAUAGUGGUUUUGAAUGUGGCAUAUGUGCAUUUUUAUCUGUUAGAUCCUGACCACUAGAAGAACGUUAUAACGGAGAUCUAGAUCCCAGCCACGCCCGAGUGAAGGUAUAAACGUUAGAUCUCAUUUAUUGAAUGUAUAAGAACUUGAACCUUGUAGCUUCGUAGCUAACGUGCUGUAUGUUUAUCCACCACCCUGAAAGCUGUUCUGCUGCAUCUAGUGGCCUUUUCUUCUGUUUAUCUCUGAACUCGUACAAUAUUGCACAUAAUGUAUAGAAAGAUAUAUAGCACGUUAUUCUUUAUUAAAAUACCUGAAUAGUGUAAGGGAGGGG
Messenger RNA from Ictalurus furcatus (blue catfish), 3808 nucleotides. RefSeq names its product adenosine monophosphate deaminase 3a (gene ampd3a). The transcript is spliced from 15 exons. Gene Ontology annotation, cellular component: cytosol. The record is from RefSeq and is a predicted model, not a curated record. Gene Ontology annotation, molecular function: AMP deaminase activity. Lineage: Eukaryota; Metazoa; Chordata; Actinopteri; Siluriformes; Ictaluridae. The coding region runs from base 801 to 3095 and encodes 764 amino acids. Gene Ontology annotation, biological process: IMP salvage; AMP metabolic process.